AUGAUUCACCAGACUCUUCUAGCAAAGCGUGUUGAAGAUGCUUCAUCAACAUGCUCAGCCAAUUGCUCCUAUAGUCUGUAUUUCACCGGCCCAUAUGUUCAAUGUACCGGGACUACGAAUACCAGCACGCUACUAUAUCAUGACCUUGAAUGGCCCCACGCCGAGAGUUUCCCCAUCUUCAAUUCAUCUACUGAGCAAUUUUCAAUCGACUAUGACUUUUUCGAUGAUCCUAAAAUUAAGGACCCGCCGUUUGACAGUCAAAUUACAAUAUCUACCUCCUCGCCCCAGAACCUUGGAUUCAGGCCGCUCAGCAAAGUAGAUGAUUUGACAAUGGGUCAAUGGAAGAUAGACACGAUCAAUCACUACUGGACCUGUAUUCCAUCACGGGCUGAUUACACUGUCCACACGACCUACAAGGAUAAUGUGAGGUCUCUCGAGGUCGAUAUCGAUGAAGCUUCCAUCAAACCUCUAAUAUCUGCUCCACCCUCAGUCAUUGGUGUCCAGGAGGGUGAUCCGCCACUCAGCGACACACCCUUCAAUCCCGCCGUCGCACCUAUCCUGAGAGAUGCUAACCUCUACAGCAUCAUAACUCCUGUGAUGAAAACUAUUUCAGGCACAUUUAACGCUACAUGUGGCGCGUUCCUUGGUUCUAAUAGUACUUACACUGACUCGGACGGCUUCGAAUAUUACAAUUUUACAACCACAUUCCCACCGAACGGCACCUACAUCAACCCGUACAAAUAUUCCCAUAAUAGCACCAAUGAUUUCAUGACUAUUUUGCCAAUCGUUCAGUAUUUUUCUGACGUUCAGGUAUCGCCCUCAUUUUCCAAUAUAUCUGUCAAUAAUGGCGGGCUCUUCACGAUAAACGAAACCAGUAUAAACGCCAUGCUCCAAGACGUGGUCCUAUCCAUAAUUAGCUACCAACCAAAUAACUGGACAACGAGGGUAAAUCAAAAACGCAAUGAGAUUCGCAAUAUCUACACCUUUUCGCGCCCACUCAACCUAUUUCUCCCAUACGGCUUAAUGCUCUUGGGCGGUCUAUGCGCCAUGGGUUUUGGCUUUUACGCUUUAAGAUCCAACGGUGUCCCCGCCACGGAUGGCGGGUUUCUUCAACUUUUCACUACUUCCCAGAGAAGUGAUACAGUCGAUAGAAUUGUGCGGGGUGGAUGUUUGGGCGGGGAGGAGAAUGUUUCCACGGUGCUGAAGGAUCUAAAGAUACAAUUCGGCGAGCUAGUUGAGACGGCAAACGGUCCAGAGAUGGCAGUGCUUUCGACGGCAGGAUUUGGGACUGAGCAUGAAGUUCAUCUUCUGAAGAGGGAGCAAAUUUAUGGUAGCCUAUGA
Messenger RNA from Penicillium crustosum, 1341 nucleotides. RefSeq lists its product as uncharacterized. Bases 1 to 1341 code for a protein of 446 amino acids. Lineage: Eukaryota; Fungi; Ascomycota; Eurotiomycetes; Eurotiales; Aspergillaceae. The record is from RefSeq and is a predicted model, not a curated record. The transcript has a single exon.